Molecule: messenger RNA, 11758 nt
Organism: Sorex fumeus (smoky shrew)
Lineage: Eukaryota; Metazoa; Chordata; Mammalia; Eulipotyphla; Soricidae
Gene: CMYA5
Product: cardiomyopathy associated 5
Exons: 13
Coding region: 40-10905 (3621 amino acids)
Molecular function (GO): protein binding
Source: RefSeq, a predicted model, not a curated record
CAGGCGCGGCGCGGGCGGCUCCGGCCCGGGACAGGCGCGAUGGCCAGCAGCGACAGCAACCACGCCGUGGAGACCUUCCUCGGCUCCGAGGAGGACGAGGAGGCGGCCCCGGGCCUGGAGACCGAGGAGGAGUCGGAGGGCGAGGAGGACGAGUCAGUCGCGGAGUCCGAGGAGGAGCCGGACGCCAGGUUAUCAGAUGAGGAUGAAGAGGGAAAGACCAAGGAACAGUGUAUCAUCUCUGACCCUUCCUUUUCCAUGGUAACGGUUCAACGGGAAGAUAGUGGAAUCACCUGGGAGACCAAUUCAAGUAGGUCUUCGACUCCAUGGGCCUCAGAAGAGAGUCAGACGUCUGGUGUGUGUAGUCGGGAAGGGUCAACUAUGAAUUCUCCUCCCGGGAAUGUUUCCUUUAUUGUGGAUGAAGUUAAGAAGGGUCGGAAAAGAAAGCCCAAGUCAAAGCAUGGUUCACCAUCGUUGCGGCGGAAAGGCAACAAAAAAAGAAAUUCUUUGGAAUCCCAAGAUGUUUUAGCAGAUGAGAAAGGAACUCCUUUAAUUUCAGAGAGCCAGGCACUAAACACCCACAAAGAAAAUUUUUCUACUGGAAGUUAUGAUAGAACAAGAAAAAAGAAGACCACCUCAAAUACACCUCCUAUUACUGGGGCAAUUUACAAAGAACACAAACCAUUCGUGUUAAGACCAGUCUACAUAGGAACAGUGCAGUAUAAAAUUAAGAUGUUUAAUUCUGUUAAAGAGGAAUUAAUUCCUUUGCAAUUUUAUGGGACAUUGCCAAAGGGUUAUGUAAUUAAAGAAAUACAUUAUAGGAAGGGGAAAGAGGCAUCCAUUAGUUUAGAGUCCGAUUUGGACAAUCGUGAUUUUAAUAAAGGCUUUAAAGCAAGUAGAUUAGGAGCCCAAAGCACAGGAGAUGAUAAGAUAAAAGAGCCUGCAUCACCCUGGAGAGGUGCACUCUCCUCCAAAGCAUCGAAGUCUCUGACCUCAUUCAGUCAUGAAGAUCAGAAGAAAACUUAUGUUGAUUCUCCCCAGAAGCCCACAUCUGCUGCUGAGCAUACAGUUUCGUCUUUGACGACUAGUGACACAGCAGUGCAGGAACAUCUCACUUCACAGUCAGUUCCGCCACAUCCAAGCACAGAAACCAAGUCCAGUGAAAUGGAGCCUACCUCUAUCACCCCGGAUACACCAGCAACGGUGCCUCUGGAAGCAGCCAAGGAAGACCUUGAGUCUGAUUCACAAGAACUGGUAACUGCGGAGCAUGACUCCUUAGUCUCUCCUCCUUUAGUGGAAGAGGUGAAGGAAUUCAAGGAUUCAUCCAAUCUUUCUGUUUCCCUGGAGGGGGAGAAUGACAUUCUGGAAACAGCUUCAUCAGGUCAGGCAGCAUCUGCCCAGGAAGGUUUGAGCCCAGAGAAAAAAGAGAUAGAUGUGACUUCACUAGAAAGGGAAGAAUCAGUGUCUGAACAGCAGACCACUCCUCAUCUUGAUGUCCAAGGAGAGAAGGAGGAAAAGGAGCCAGAACCAGCUGUUUCUCUUUCUGAACCUUCGAUAUCAGAGGAACCACAAAAAGAAGAAAAAGAAGCUUUUCUAUCAACAGCUGCUAUCCCUGAAUCUACAGGUUCUAAUUUAGUAGAAGAAGAGAUCAAAGAACUUGGUUAUCUGGAAAGUCCAUUUGUUUCUGAGAAGCCCUUCCCACCACAUAUGGCCCCUGAAGUGGAGCAGAAGGAAGAGGAGCCCAGUCUAGCCACACCAGCUACACCAAUGCCUGAACAUGUUAUUUUAUCUGAGGAAGAAAGAGAGGAAAUUGAGUCUGUUUCUACAGACUCUGCUUUUGCAUCAGAGUGCUCAGUGCCACAGGAUUUGAACUAUGAACUGGAGAAGCAAGAACUUGAACCACUAUCACCUGCUGAUGUAAAAACUGAAUCUGCACGUGAAGUUUUCUCAGAUGAGAAUGAGGCAUUUAAAUCUUAUUCCCCAGCUUCAGCCUCUGUAUCUGAACACUCUCUAUCACCGGUCAUAAGUGAGAAGCCUUCAGAAUGCCAGUCGCCACAGUUCUCAGCAGGGACCUCAGAACACACGGUUCUAUCUGAGGAAGAAGUUUCAGAAAGUGGGCAUUACACACCAGAUUCCACAUCUGCAUUGGAAGAGACAGUUCCUUCACUCGCAGUAAAAGAACCAGUAAAGCAGAUGGUUGACCAGAAGUCCCCAUUAAAAUCGAAAGGUGUUUCUGAGCAUACCAUUUUAUCAGAAGAAGAAAAGAAAGACACUGGAUUGUCUUCCCCAGAGGACAAAGUGGCCUCUGAGUCUAAACCCUCUGUCUCACCCUCCACAACUGAGAAAACUUUGGGAUUCCAGCCUCCCCUUUUCCCCACAGCUAUAGGAGAACACACAAUUCUGUCUGAACAAGAGGCCUCAGAAAGUGGACAUUACACGUCUGAUUCAGUACUGACUUCUCAAGGUGUAGUUCCAUCAGAUGUAACAUCAGAAUCCCCACAGAAAAUAAUUGAUGUAUCACCAUUAAAACCAAAGGGUGAUUUUGAGCACACCGUUCUAUCAGUCGAAGAGAAGGAAGAUAUGGGUCUACACUCCCCGGAGUUGGGCACUGUGUCUGAACCAUCUCUCCCACCACACAUGGCUGAGAUGACUACUGAAUGCAAGACUCCACAAUCUCCUGCCACCCCCUCUGAAACUGUGGACCUAUCAGAAGAGACAGUGGAAAUAGAGCGAUACACGCCCUCCUCCAUCUCUGCUUCUGAGUUUUCAGUCCCAUCAACAGAAUCACAUGAAGAAAUUGAUCACAGAUCCCCCCUAAAUCUAAAAGACAUCUCUUCCCCAACAGAUUUCUCAGAAGAAGAACAAGAAGAUAUUGGACCCUUUUCUCCAGAUUCAGCAUUUGCAUCAGAAUUCUCAUUCUCACCCUAUGCAAUGAGGGAAACAGAGAAAAGAGAAUUUGAAAAUGAUUCUCCAAUAUGUUUAACAUCACCAUCUGAACACACUAUUUUGUCAGAUGAAGACACAGAAGAAGCUGAUCUUUUUUCUCCAGACUCAUCAUCACAAGUUUCAGUUCCACCAUAUAGAAUCCCAGAAACAAAGGAAAGUAAAAUUGAGCCUGAUUCUUUGUUGUCUGAUAUGUCUACUUCAGCAUAUUCCUACUUCUCAGAAACAAAUAAGGAAGAUAUUAUAUCAACAGCUGCUAUACCUGUGCCUGAACAUCUCAAAAUGUCUACAUCUGAAGACUUUAGUCAGUUACAUAAAUCAGAGGAAGCAGAAUUUAAGCCAAAUGUACAAGCUCCCGCAGCAUCUGUAUCUGAGUAUCUUGUCUCAGCACAGAAACAAGGAACUCAAGCGUCUUUAGAACCCAAGACUGAAGAAAUGAUUCCACCAUAUUUAACUAGUGAAUCAGAGAAGGGAGAAAUUAAGGCUAGUUCCUCGGUAGCUGCAACACCUGUUUCCUUACCAGUGCAAACAUCCAUGGUAGAUGAAGAAACCAAAACUGCAUCUCAGCAUUUGGUUUCACCCGAUUCAGGCCAGACAAAUAAAAAAGAACAUGAACACAAAGCAUCACUUACUCCAAAAUCUGCAAAUGAACAGAUGGAUUCAUUCAAAGUUAAAAGUAAGGAAGCAAUUGUGCCCGAUUCUCAAGAAGCUAUUGCACAUGUAUCACAGGAUCAAGAAAUAGAGCCUAAGUCUCCAAAUGUUCCGGGGUCUGGGAUGAAAUAUUCAGUUCUUUCUGACUUGGUAGAUGAGCCAAAGGAGGAUGUAAAACCCAAUUUAGUUCCAACUGCGACAUCUGAACUAGAUCAUAGAAUGUUAUUAGAGAAUGAGCCUGAAAUAAAACAGCCAUAUUUUCCUCUAAAGGAAACAUCUUCAUCUGGGCCUGAGGCUUUAUCAGCAGAGAAAACAGAAGUAAAACCUGAUUCUGAAAUAACAGUUACACCUGGAGUGCUCCAUUCAGCUUCACUGGGAGUCGAAAAGGAAAUUAAACAUGGGCCACCUGCACAAGAAUUCUCAGCUUUGUCAGAAGAAAUAAAGAAAGAAGUUGAAUCCAGCUCUUCAAUAACUGCAUCUGUCACUAAGCAGGAUUCCAGUUCAACCAAAUUAGCAAAAGAAGAUAUCCCAGCAGAUUCCUUGCUUUCCAGUCCCAGAGAACAACCAGUCUUAACAAAAGUAGGAAAGAGUGAAUUAGGAAGUGGUUUGUCACCAGUGACAACACCUAUAGAAGAACAUUCAGUCCUGAAAGAAGAAGAGAAAGGAGCAAUUAAAGAUAGUUCUUCUACUGAAACUACUGUCUCCAAACGUUUGGUUUGGUCAGAAGUAGAAAAGGAAAUUAAAUAUGAUUCACCUUCAAGCAUAUCCUCCAAAUUAGAACAUUCUGUCAUAUUAGAGGUAGAAACUGAAGAAGUAAAACCUGGAUUGCCAAUAACCAAAACAUUGUCUACUCAGCACUCAGAUGUGUCUAAGAAAGCUAAGGUGGAAAAUGAACAAGGUAUUUCUUUUUCGAACAUCCUUGACUCUGAAAAUUUGGUUGUAUCUCAGAAAGAGAAAUAUGUGUCUUCGUCAAAGGCAUCAGAACCUGAACACAAGCUUUCAUUCCACCUAGGUGGUGAGACAAAGGAAAAAGAAACAGAAAUUUCUUCCUCGGAGAAUGUGUCACUUGCCCCCAAACAUACAGUUCCUAAAGUCAAAACUGAGGAAAUGGCAAAAUCUUCUCUUGAGUUGGAAAAUCUAAUGUCAGAAGAGGUAGCUCCAGCAUUCCCGACCUUCAGUGAUCAUCAGAAUAAACAGGCAGUGGAGACAGCAGAUGCUACAGAAACACAGAUGAAGGAAGCCCUUCAUUCUCCACAGAGAGUAGAGCCAGGAAGAGAUGUGGCAAGUCAUCCUGAAGAGAAACAGCCACAGUGGGGAUCCAUGCAGCUGGGCUUCUCCAACAACAAAGAUGCUCAGAUGACAGGGCAGCUCAAGCCUGUUCAGCCUCAUGAAGACCAGGCAGAUAAAAUCAGAAAGCAGAUUCAACCAAGUUCUGCUGAAGAAUCUUAUUUCUCAUUACAAGAACCAAAAUCUUCAUUUCACACUGAAAUUAUAGAGAGAGAUGAAGUAGAGAAAAAACAGAUUCAUUCUCCUGAGAGAAUCCAUCAGAAAUCAGUGUCUGGACCAUCAAUGGAACAUGUCAGAUCAGAAAUGAUGCCCUCUCCGGCUAGAGUGGCCCAUUUCACCAUAGAAGGUGUGGGAUCUACUCUGGACAAUGAAAAAGAAGUACAGAGGCAGACAUCUGUACCUGGAGAGAAGUCACCAGAAGACUCAAAACUGUCCAAGGUUGUAGAUGAUACUACUGAGCAAGGGAAAGCAGCACCGGAAGUGAGAAUACCCACUUUGGCAAAACCCCUCUCCUCAAGCCUGGACAGUGAAUCCCCUGAAUCACCUGAGGUGAUGCAAGAGCUGCCAAAACAAUCAAAAGCAGCUGAGUCAGGUAUCUCUGAGGAAAAGGGAAAGAAAGGAAUUUCAUCUUUUACAUCAUGGAUGUCCAGUUUGUUUUUUGGAUCUAGCACACCAGAUAACAAAGUUGCUAAAAAAGAUACAGACACACAGCCGAGUUCAUCUGUAGAAACAGAGGGAACUGUGGUAGAUUCUAAAGGUCCAACUCCAACUGAUUUUAUGAAAAAACCAGCUACUGAUCACCUAAUGCCAGAGGCAAAACUUAAUGUUGCUGAAGAACCCAGAAGUAUUUCAGUUAAAUCUGAUGAAGGUCAAAACUUGAAAGAAAAACCCACAUUUUUGGCAAAUGUAGAAGUUUCACCACAGUCAAAAUCCAACUUGGAGGAAUCUAGUAAAGAUAAUUGGCAGAAAGAAAUCUUAGAUUCUGCAGAAGGAAGGGAUCUAAACUUGGUAGUUUCAUCUGCUGAUGGCAAGAAGCAUCAUGAAACUCAAACUUAUUCCCCCAUGAAUGAAAAAUCCAUUAUGGAAGAAGCCAAAAAUGAGAUUCCUAUUCAAGUAACUGAUAGUAAAAAAUUACAGGAGAGAGAAAUUUCUCCUUCAUCUCAAUGGAAUAUUUCUAUUCUAAAGGAAGAGCCAAGAAUUGAUCAAAAGGAAAAAUCACCCUUUUCCUUUGAUGCUGUAGAUACGGUGCAACAGCCAAAAUUAGCUUCAUCUAACUUCACAAGUGAAAAUAUCAUGAGGGAAUCUGUGAAGUCAGAGUCAAUAAUUUCUCCAAUAGAAGAAUCUAAAGACAGUUUAAUUGAUCUUGGUGAAGACAGACUAAAGAAAGAAAUGCCAAAACCGACUUCCUUGAACAUUUCUGGUGAGGAACUAAAACUCAGAUCUGUUAGCCCAACAGAAGUGAAAGAUCACUUAGAAACCAGAUCAUUUUCUUUAGAAAAGAAGGUACUGGCAGUAAAACAAGAAACUGUGGGCCCAUUCGACCUUGGACAUAAUAAUGAAAUAGAGAAGGUACAAAUUAUGCAUGGAUCUGGCCCCAUUAAAUCGGAAGAAUCAAAAGCUGCUGCUGUGCUGCCGCAAUUCUGUCAAAAUGAAGACCACAAGGAGAGCUACACAAUUAUUGAGGAGGAGAAAGGAGAAGAAGAAAGGCAAUCCCAUGUAUUCCGAGAAGAAAAGAAGCAGUGGGAGAUUGAGCCUUAUUCUGUGACUGGAGCCAAGUUUAAGCCUGAAGAAUCAGCUAUAUCUUUGGAUCAUUCUUUGGGUGAAGCACAACCAUCUUCAUUAGUUAAAGCUGCAUCUGUUAUGGAAAAACCAGAAACCACAAUUUUAGAGACUUACCCCCAAAUUAGGGAAACAAUGGAGACUCAACCACAGCUAUUAAGAGAAACUGAAGUUUUGGUGGAGAAAGCCAAGACCUCCCUUCCAGGGGAUCUUUCUUAUCGUGAAGAAAUAGAUGACAGGUCUCUGCCUAACAAAGGCAACCUGAUAUUGGUAAAACCAAGCAGAGAUUUGAUGAGUCAUAGUGAAGAAAAGGGAGAGGUCACAGUGUCAGAUUUUGCAAAAGGCGGUUUGGUGGAUAUAACAAAAGAAAGUAUAAAGCAAAUGUCUCAAACUGAAGAGUCUGAAAGGAUUUUUGAUUAUGCUUUUGAUAAAACGAAGAGCACAGAAACACCAUCCCAUUUGGUCUCACCUGUAGAACCCAAAAAAUUUGCUUCAGGAGCUUCACCAGAAAUUAGUACAGAGAAGAAACAAGGAGGGCCAUGGUCAGAAAUGACUGUAGAUAGGCAUACAGUCCAUACCAUUCAAACUUCUAGGGAUGAAACAUCUGAAAUAUCUAAACAGUCUGUUCUCAUGUCAAAGCACCACUUGGAGGCUGUAGAAAGUGCUCGUGUAAAUGAAUCAUAUUCUUCACCAGAGAGUAAUUAUGCUGAAUUUAUAACAAAUGCAUCAAAAACUGAUGCUGAUAAAAUGGUUUCCACUAAACAAAUAUCUAAAGAGACCGAUGAUAUAUAUGUAAAAGGUGACAAAUUCGCAGUGACCAGUAAGCCAGCUGGACUUUCAGAAGAUCAGAAGAGUGCCUUCAGAGUCAUUUCUGAAGGCUGUGAGAUAUUGAACAUUCAUGCUCCUGCAUUUAUUUCUUCUGUUGACCAGGAAGAAAGUGAACAAAUGCAAGAUAAGUUAGAAUAUUUGGAAGAAAAAUCCUCAUUGAAGACAAUUACGCACCAUGAUACUAAUGAAGCUGCUGCUUGCCAUAAAACAUUAAAGAGUGAGUUAGACGAUUCUGAUAGAAAAGUUACAUCAUUGAAAGAAAAUAAACCAAGGGGAGCUUAUAACACACAAGAGGAGAUGACCAUAGAUUCAGAAACUGGUGACUUAGCCUUUAGCCAGCCUACAAUUCCCAGUGAAGAGGAUUAUUUUGAAAAAUAUACAUUAAUUGAUUAUAACAUCACCCCAGUACAAGAAGAGCAGAAAGAUCCAUGGAAAUUAAAUGUUGAAGCAGAACUUUCAAAGGAGGCUACAGAAGAAGCAGUGUCUUUUCCAGAAAGUUCAGAGGAAAGUGCCCUGGAACAUGAAUAUGAGUUGGUCAAGCUAGAUGAAAGUUUUUAUGGAAUAGAUAAAGACUAUAGCCAAUAUUCUCCUUCAAUGACCCAAAAGUCUCUGGAUAUCCAAACAUCAGCUGACAGAGAUGCUCCAAAGGACAUAAAUAGAGAUGUGGACUCAAAGUCACCUGGAAUGCCUUUGUUUGCCGAAGAGGAAGGAGUUUUGUCACCAACACAGAUAUUUUCUACCACUCCUAAACCCAUUAACCCUGAACUCCUGGAAGAACCACCUGCGCUUUCAUUUUUAUACAAGGAUCUGUAUGAAGAAGCAGUUGCAGAGAAAAAGAAAGAAGAGGAGACAACUUCUGAUGGUGACAGUGUGAAUUCGGAGGCAUCAUUUCCUAACAGACAUUCUGACACUGAUGAAGGAACAGGACUAUAUUUUGAGAAGUACAUACUCAAAGAUGACAUUCUGCAUGACACAUUUGUAACUCAGAAGGACCAAGACCAAGGUCUUGAAGAAAAACCAGUUGGUAAGGAUGAUUCAUACCAACCGAUACCUGCAGAAGGGGAAGUUGGGGAUAAGUUUGAAACUAUUUCAGAGAAGAGUUUUGGAAAGGACCAGAAAGCACUUUACAGGGAAAGAGAACCAGUGGGUCACGUGGAGAUAAAGGAAACAAAACAGAGGAAAACUCCUGUCACUGAGGAAGUCACAGUGGUUAGCCAGAAGAUAAGCUAUGCAGUUCCAUUUGAAGAUACACAUAAUGUCCUGGAGACAGUAGAUGAAACAAGCAGUCAGGGUAAUGAAGCAGGGAAUGCUAGUCCACAGGUCAAUCUGAAUGUUCCAGUAGAGGUGUCCUUCUUAGAGGAAGAAUUUGCAAUGGGUGCGACUUGUAUUCAAGAAACUUUGCAAGAAGAACCAAAAACAGUGAUCCCAUCUGAGCCAAGUGAAGCUAGGCCCCGCAAUAGCCCUGUUCAGGAUGAGUAUGAAUUUGCUGAAUCCCUGAGUUAUGAAGUGGUUACUCAAGAUGUUUUAUCAGAAGAACAACAUUCAGAGCCCCUGCCUGAAGAUGUAUCUCAAGAAAAGGAAUCUUUUGAAUUCAUCAGUGAAAGUGAAUUUGUGAAUCAAGUGGAACAAAGUAUGUCUAUUGAACCACAAGAGUUGGGCAGAGAGAAAACAGAACAAGAUCAAGUCUCACCAGAGGUAGUAAUGGAAAAUGAUCAAAGAGAAUCGAAGAAGACCCAGGUUGAGACAUAUUGCUACACCUGCAAAGGUCUAAUUUCUGCUGCUGACAAGCUCCUUGGCACCCAUAAAGACCAUGAGGUUUCAACGCUUGACACAGCUAUAAGUGCUGUAAAGGUUCAGUUAGCAGAAUUUCUAGAAAAUUUACAAGAAAAGUCUUUGAGGAUUGAAGCCUUUGUUACUGAGAUAGAAUCCUUUUUUAAUACCGUUGAGGAAAACUGUAGUAAAAAUGAGAAAAGGCUAGAAGAACAGAAUGAAGAAAUGAUGAAGAGAGUUUUGGCACAGUAUGAUGAGAAGGCUCAGAGUUUUGAGGAAGUGAAGAAAAAGAAGAUGGAAUUCUUGCAUGACCAAAUGGUCCAUUUUCUGCAGAGUAUGGAUACUGCCAAAGACACCCUGGAGAGCAUCGUGAGAGAAGCAGAGGAGCUUGACGAGACUGUGUUCCUGACUUCUUUUGAGGAAAUCAAUGAAAGGUUGCUUUCUGCAAUGGAGCGCACGGCUUCUUUAGAGGACAUGCCUGCUGCGUUUUCACUUUUUGAACAUUAUGAUGACAGCCCAGCAAGGAGUGGCCAGACGUUACAAGUGGCUGUCCCACAGCCUCCAAGGUUAGAGCCUCAGGAGCCCAAUUCUGCCACUAGCACAACGAUUGCUGUUUACUGGAGUGUGAACAGGGAAGAUAUUAUUGACUCAUUCCAAGUUUACUGCAUGGAGGAGCCACAAGAUGACCAAGAAUUAAAUGACUUGGUAGAAGAGUACCGAGUGACGGUGAGAGAAAGCUACUGCGUUUUUGAAGAUUUGGAGCCUGACCGCUGCUAUCAAGUGUGGGUGAUGGCUGUGAACUUUACUGGGUGUAGCCUGCCCAGUGAAAGGGCAUUUUUCAGAACCGCACCUUCCACCCCGGGGAUCCGGGCCGAGGACUGUACUGUGUGUUGGAAUACAGCCACAGUCCGCUGGCGGCCUGCUAACCCAGAGGCCACCGAAAGCUACACGCUGGAGUACUGCAGACAGAACUCUCCAGAGGGGGAGGGCCUCAGAUCUUUUUCUGGAAUUAAAGGACUACAGCUGAAAGUUAACCUCCAACCUAAUGAUAAUUACUUUUUCUAUGUGAGAGCCAUAAAUGCAUUUGGGACAAGUGAACAGAGUGAAGCUGUCCUUGUUUCCACCAGAGGCACACGAUUUCUCUUAUUGAGAGAAACAGCUCAUCCUGCCCUCCAGAUUUCUUCAAAUGGGACUGUGAUCAGUUUUGCUGAAAGAAGACGGUUGACCGAAAUCCCAUCUGUGCUGGGUGAGGAGCUGCCUGCUUGUGGCCAGCAUUACUGGGAAACCACAGUCACAGACUGUCCAGCGUAUCGACUUGGCAUCUGCUCCAGCUCGGCUGUGCAGGCCGGCGCCCUGGGACAAGGGGAGACUUCAUGGUACAUGCACUGCUCUCAACCACAGAGAUACACAUUUUUCUACAGUGGCAUAGUGAGCAACGUUCAUGUGACGGAGCAUCCCAACAGAGUGGGUAUUCUGCUGGACUACAUCAACCAGAGGCUGGUUUUCAUAAAUGCUGAAAGUGGACAGUUACUCUUUAUCAUUAGACACAGGUUUAAUGAGGGGGUGCACCCUGCCUUUGCCCUGGAGAAACCUGGAAAAUGUACUUUGCACCUUGGAAUAGAGCCCCCAGAUUCUGCAAGGCACAAGUGAACAUUGACCUCCUGUUUGCCAGAACAAUAAUUCAAAUAUUGAAGGGUUUGGGCUUCUUUUCUUGGGAUGAUCUACAGCAUUCAGAAUGUCUCCCACACCUUUGCACUAGUGAUAGCUACACUCAGAGUGGUCAGAACAUGAGCAAAACCACUAAGAAGACCAACUCUCUAGAGCAGUGUGUGAGUGGAAAAGGUGGAGAAAACAGUCUUCUACUUAAGUUUGUGCUCUUCGUGGAAUUAAGAGAAUUUAUGCCUGGCUUGGGAAUCAAACAGAGAAAUGAUCUUCCAUCUGUUUUAUUAGUAAAGGAAAUCCUCACUGGACAGGUAUAGAGCAAAGAGAAGAUUAUGCUGUCAACCAUAUCCUCUGACUAGAAAAAGACUUUUUCCAUAAGAAAAAUGUCACCUCACUUCACUAAUGGAUGAUGAAUCCUAAUCAUCAGAGAAAGAGAGAGUUUAAACUGUUCUAAACUGAUAAUGAACUCUUUUGUAAUAAUACAUACUGUAGAACUAGAGUCUCUUUCCCUUGACAUUUCAAAUGUAGAAAAGUGCUAGAUACUAGACAUUUCCAUUUUGUUAAAUAAAUGGUAGAGGUUAUAAAACAGAGCGUAUUAUGUGACUUUAUUAUUAGUAAUUUACCAACCAGUUUGGCAUCUCUGAACCAAGACAAGGUGCAGAAUAAAUAACCAUCACAUUUCAGUGCUAUGAUAAAUUUUGUGCUAUGAUAAAUUUUCAUGUGAGAGUUUUACUUACAUUUGUUUUGAAGUCCAAAUAAUUUCAUACUAUCAUUAUACUCAUCUGCAAGAAGCCCAGACUUUUUUGUAAAAUAAAAUGAUCUGUGAUUUUUAGAUAUCUCA